Molecule: messenger RNA, 900 nt
Organism: Rotaria sordida
Lineage: Eukaryota; Metazoa; Rotifera; Eurotatoria; Philodinida; Philodinidae
Source: the annotation of a GenBank genome assembly
AUGUCAUCAACUGACGUGGCAACAAAUCAGAAUCAAGCAUCGGAUCAGAAAUCUGAUGUCAAUAAAAAUAAACAACAAGAUCAAGCCAAUUCGGGCACCGAUUCUCCAAAACAAAUCAAUGGCAAACCUGUUAUUGCAACAAAAGUAACUGGUAAAGUUAAAUGGUUUAAUGUUAAAAGUGGUUAUGGUUUUAUACAACGAGAUGAUAUCAAUGAAGAUAUUUUCAUUCAUCAAACGGCUAUUAUUAGAAACAAUCCUCUAAAAUACUUACGUAGUGUUGGCGAUGAAGAAAAAGUCGAAUUCGAUAUUGUUCAAGGUCAUGAAGAAGCAAAUGUAACUGGUCCUAAUGGAGCUCCUGUACAAGGUUCAAAAUAUGCAGCUGAUGUAAGAUCAAAUUAUACACGAGGCAAUUUUCGAGGUGGACGUGACGGAGAUCGACCUCCAUUUCGUAGCCGAGGACCUUUUCGUGGUCGAGGAGGACCUUUCCGUGGUGGUCCGGGUGGUUUUGAUUCAGGUUUUGGUCAACAAUUUGGUAAUUAUGGUCCACCACAAAUGAUGGGACGACCAUCACGUGAUUUUGGUGGUCCAAUGUUCCGAGGUCGUGGACGACCACCGUUUCGUGGCGGCUAUGAUUUUGAUGGAAAUUAUUCAAGCCGAGGACCACGUAUCUUUCGCGGUCCUGGUGCUCCAAUGAUGGGAGGUCCUAUGGGUCAUAUGUCAGGUCCAAUGGUUCCAGCAUUUGGUGGUGGUUUUCGUGGUCGUAGUGGAUUUCGAGGCCGUGGUCGAGGUCGUGGGCGAUUCUUCCGAGGAGCUCGUCAAGGAUAUCGUUCUGACUCAUAUAGUGGUAAUAACAAUGAAAAUCAAACCGAUGAUCAAGAUGCUGGUCAAUCAUCAGUUUAA